AAAUAACACUCGAAUGAUUUCAUAGUCAAAUUUAGACAGAAUGAAAGUAAAAUAUGCGAAUACCAACAAUGACUCAGCUAAAAAGAGAAUAAAAGGUAUUAAGGAGCUAUGAGUAUAGAGUGAGAAAAAUGUUGUUUAUUUUUAGGCAUUAAUGUGACAUCGAUUGAAAAUUGUUCCAAUGAGCUGUGGCUUGAAUUUCUCGACUAUUUAACACCGUUGGACAUUCUCCUCUCGUUUACCGGUUUGAACUCUCGCGUGCAGUCUUUUCUUUACUCUUAUUCGAUCAAUAUCGACCUGUCUUCACCGCACAUUUCAUUUCCUCAAUUUUGUCGUUACUGUGAGAUUUUAGAACAAUUUUCUCCUGAUUCAAUUGAAACAAUUACUUUAUCUAAUGAGAACAAAGUGGACUCCAUUCGUCUUUUUGCUAUCGAACGAUUCAAUAAUAUAUGUACAUUAAUUCUAAAGGAUCUAAGUGCUAAUGAUCUCCUCGAUUUGGGACCCAAACUGGAACAAUUUACACGUUUAACUAAGUUACAGAUUCUGAAAACGAGUGAUCAAAUUGAUAUUUCAAAGUUUUUCUCUUUAAAAUCAUUGAAAAUCUUGCAUAUCGGACGACUUCAUCCGAAUAGCUACGACCAUCUGAACACAUCAUUAAUCGAACAAUUGAUACUUGACUACGGCGAUAUGGAUAUAUUUUAUUAUUUAAACUCAACUUUAACGCAUUUAACAGUAAAUGAAGUUGAGCAACCGUUAUCGGAAAUGAAUGAUAAUAUAAUAAUAUCAAAACUCACUCAUUUAAAAUUGAAUAUGACAGUGUACGAUAGAAAAGAAGUCUUGUUUAUCGAUCUUGCGGUUGUUCUUAAAAGAAUUAGUGAACAUCUUAUACAUUUUUCAUUAAAACUUCGAGCAUUCAAGAAUCCAAGAUAUUGUAGCGGUACUUAUUGGAUAAGCAUAUUGUCAUCCCUGUCAGUCGCCACACACAUCGAACUAUUUGUCAGAGUAGAUCACAUUGAUAGAGGUACAAUUGACUUUACUCCGUUAUCGUCAACGUUCGAAGCUCCAUUCUGGUCACAAAGGUCUUUGCCGGUCAAUAUAUAUUAUAGUAACGAUAGCGUUGGUUCCUACUGGUUUCAUACGGUACCCUAUCCUCAAAUGGAUACUGUUCAGGAUGGACCAAGAUGCUAUGGAAUCCAAACGUUGAUAGCGUCAACGUUAUAUCCACUGCAAAAAUGUCGAAUUUCUCGUAGUGAACGAGUAGCAAAGUGUGAGCUGCGUAUCGAUCAGUUUUUUGAUGAUCGUACAUACCCGACUGGUGAACGUGUUGCUGAUGAAUACACGUUCUAUGCUGUAAUCGUCGUUUUGUCGGUAACUGCUUAUGUUUUAAUAGCUGAUAUUUGGGAGCUUUCUAAUAAUCGUGUUUAUGUUCCAGACAAAUUGUGA
Molecule: messenger RNA, 1440 nt
Organism: Didymodactylos carnosus
Lineage: Eukaryota; Metazoa; Rotifera; Eurotatoria; Philodinida; Philodinidae
Source: the annotation of a GenBank genome assembly